Taeniopygia guttata (zebra finch) is the source of this 1475-nucleotide messenger RNA. RefSeq names its product armadillo repeat containing 10 (gene ARMC10). NCBI's taxonomy places the organism in Eukaryota, Metazoa, Chordata, Aves, Passeriformes, Estrildidae. The record is from RefSeq and is a predicted model, not a curated record. Gene Ontology annotation, cellular component: mitochondrion. Gene Ontology annotation, molecular function: protein binding.
GCCGCGGCCGGGGCAAUGUGGGAGCCGCGGGGCGCGGCGCUGCGGGCGGCGGCGCUGCUGCUCGGGGCCGGCGCCUGCUACUGCCUGUGGCGGCUGGCGGCGGGCGGGCGGCGGGGGCGGCGAGCAGCGGCCGCGCGGGGCCGGCCGGCAGACAGCAGUCCUCCAGUGUCAACCCAUACCAUGGAUGUGGAUGCUCUACAGAAACUUAUUCAUUUGCUCCAGGCCACAGAUGAUCCAUUAAUUCAAGAGCAAGCUUUAAUAACUCUCAGCAACAGUGCUGCCUUCUCUGUAAAUCAAGAUGUAAUCCGAAAUUUGGAUGGUCUUUCUGUUAUUGGAGGGAUGCUGUCCAACUGCGUUCCCAAAGUUAAAGAAAAAGCACUAAAUGCACUUAAUAAUUUGAGUAUGAAUAUUAAAAAUCAGGAAGAGAUACAGGUAUUUAUUACACAAGUUUGUAGGACUGUUGAGUCAGCUCCCCUGAACUCUGAUGUGCAGCUGGCUGGACUCAGGCUGUUGACAAAUAUGUCUGUUACCAGUGACUACCACCAAAAGAUGAUAAACUCAAUUCCGUGCUUUCUUCAUUUGCUUUCAGAAGGAACUGAAAGGACACAGAUUCAAGUUUUGAAAGUACUUGUGAACUUAUCUGCAAACCCAGCCAUGACAGUACAUCUUCUCAGAGCUCAAGUGCCAUCAAUGGUGUUGCUUUUUGACAGCUGUGUAAACAGAGAUAUUCUGGUUCGAGCCCUGGUAUUUGCAGCAAACUUGAAAAAGAACAUGAAUGAUGAAGAAGGCAUCGUGAUUGAGGAAUACAAUGAAGACUCAGUUUUCUUCACACUCUGCAGGGACUCUGCCCCAUUCGCUCAGAGACUGGCAUCUUUGCUGCAUCACCCUGACACAGAAGUGAAAGAACAAGUUGUGAGAAUAUUAACACAAUAGUGUUGUUUUCUUAAAACAGACUGACCUGAUGAAAAUAUCUAAUCUUGGUACUGCUAUGCUAAAAAAGUCUGCAGCAAGUAAACAAUACAACAAUGAUGGAGGAAAAAAAAGCCCUAAAUACUGUCAUUUUAAUAGGCACAAAUUAUUUACUACAAAAGAGAAUGCUGUGUAUUUAAUACAGACAGCAUAACAGAUAUUUUUUACAAGCAAGAGAAAAGCAAUAGUUUAAUUAUUACUGAUAAACCACUGCACAGUUGCUACAUUUGUGCAAUGGGGGCAAACCGUUUAAAACAUGAAAGCAUUUAUAUGUAAAAUGAACAUUUUAAAUGGAUGAGUGAAGUGAAUGAAAAUAUCCUUCGCAAUGUCAAAGACCUUUUUUUACUUUAAGUAUUGACAGCUGUUAAAUAAAUACCUCAUUAGGAUUGUGCAAUAAAGAUUUAGCAAUCGGAGAUUAGGCAUUUAUAUUUUAUUAGUCUACCUAUGAAAAUGGUACAUCUGAAUCUUACAAAAUAAUAUCAAAUAAAAACAAUACCGGACUAUCA